Molecule: messenger RNA, 1188 nt
Organism: Theileria orientalis strain Shintoku
Lineage: Eukaryota; Apicomplexa; Aconoidasida; Piroplasmida; Theileriidae
Exons: 2
Source: RefSeq, a predicted model, not a curated record
UUGUGCAUUCACCCAAGUCAUCUCACACAUUUAACUAAUUUCGCUUCCAAUCGUCAAAAAAGCUGUAAUAUAAACAUGAGGUCCUGUACUUGCAUGAGAGUCCCUCUUAAAUACGUCACUGAGCCCAAAAAGGGCUCGGGUCACCACUCUGACUUAUCGAGCCCCUCCAAGGAGGCGCAGUCCAUCGUGACGGACUCUGAGCUCUUCGACCACGACGCUCUCCUGAAGCAGGAGGGGUCUACGGACUACGAGGAUGAAAGCUCCCCUACUGUCGGACCACACGGAGGCUCUUCCACGAGCACUGAAAGCGUCGAAGAGGAGGCUGCUUCAGGCCGAUCUGCGAACACACGCGAAUCCACUCAAAACGAGGCUGCGGACGUCGCGAGUGACAAUGUGUUCUCCUCGCCUCUGUUGAACAACGAAAACCUGAGGACCACCGUGGAGAAGUGGAACUCCUUGCUGCACAAGUACGACGAGGAGCCUGACCUUGCUGAGCUUCAGGACAUGCUGACCAUGGUCACCAAGCUCUCUGAGGCUCAGAACGACGAGGCUAAGAAGCAGGUCGCUGAAACCAUCAAACGACUCACUGACUCUCUCGCUGAGGUCGGCUCGAUGUCAAUUCCCGAGUCUGCUGACACUGAGGUUGUUUUGCAGGAGUACCUUGCCGACGACGAGGAGACCCGCUUCAGAUGCUUCGUGCGCAAACUCAGGGAGCACGCUGGACAACAGGUUGAGCUGGAGGUAAACGAGGUCGUGCGCGAGAACAUCCGCGUUUUGUUCAACAGUCUUGGACUUAUGAGGCGUAGCAGGAGUGCGGAGAGCAACACCGUGUUGACUCGGAUGUCAUCUAACAUCAAGGGCUCAAAGGUCUUCAAGAAUCUCCAUCCUUCUGAUGCAGCUAAAGCGCCGAUGGAUCUUACCACUUAUCUUCGUCAGCUCAGUGAGAAGGUUGACAGGGGCGAUUUGGCUUCCAUUUCCACUCUUUCUGAGCUCGAUAUUGGCCAUCAAGAGCGGCCCUUUUCCAAUUGCUUGAUAAACACGUCUCAGUACUGCGAUGAGUCGGUUUGUCGUCUAAUUCGCAAACAAAACUCUAAGAUUGCCUCCUUCUGGGUAGAGCAAAUGAGAAAGCAAUCGAUGCUUCGAAAUAAAUAUGAAGAUUUAUCUGAUCAGCCCCUUUUUAUAAUUUAG